CUUCCCGUGUUUUCAUUUGAGUCCAGUCGGUGGUAUUUUGGUGAGGGACCUCCCACGCUGAACUCCACUUCCGGUCGGCGUUUUUUUUGUUUUGUUUUUUUAAAAGAUGGCCUCACGCGCUCAGGAGGUGUCUCUGCUCGGGCUGUGUGACGGAGAGAUCGACUCCAAGAAGCACCGGUGCUCCUAUCUGACCAACAAAGUAGGGGGUCGGCCGGACUGGCCGCCGGGCAUCGCUGCCCGGUCACCGCGAUGCGGCCGCUGCAGAAUCCCGCUAGUCCACGUGGUGCAGGUGUACUGCCCCGUGGACACGUCUCCGCACCACAGGAACCUCCACGUCUUCGCGUGCCCGGGAGCUGAGUGCAGCGGUCGGUCAGAGUGCUGGGCGGUGCUCCGCUCACAGUGCCUGGAGGCAGAGGUGCGGACACCCGGGCCGCCUGCACCGGCUCAGGAGGCUCCUAUGCGGGUCACUGACUGGUGUGACACCGCUGACGACUGGGGGAUGGGGGGAGAGGAAGAUAAUGAUGGAUGGGGAGGAGGUGCGAAGCAGAACACACCUGUGAAGGAGGAGACAGGAGCUGCAGAGGCAGCAGGUGGUGAGACGGACGUCAGCAGCCGUCUUUGUGACCUCAGUCUGGGGGACUCCCAGGAGGACGUGACCGCCUUCUGUCCAUUCUUCAUCAGCGUGGUGGAGGAGACGGAUGUGUGCGGGGAGGACGGCGACCUGGAGCACGCUCAGGAGCUGCUGAGGGAGUACGAGAGGCGGGAGGGCGUGGCAGUGGGGGAGUUAGAGGGAAGCGGAGGAGGCGGGGACGAGAAGUAUGAGAAGACCGGAGCCCGACACGGAGACGCCGUCUUCUCCAGGUUCAUGAAGACGAUCUCUGUGUGUCCGCAGCAGAUCCUGCGCUACUGCCGCGGCGGGAAGCCGCUCUUCAUCUCCGAGCCGCCGUCCAACGUGGCGCAGCUGGUGCCAGCGUGUGGCUCCUGCGGAGGAUCCCGGACAUUCGAGCUGCAGCUCAUGCCCGCGCUGGUAAGCCUGCUGCAGGGGGAGCGCGGCGGUGCAGGGGUGGAGCUGGAAUUUGGGACGGUGCUAGUCUACACCUGCGCCGACAGCUGCUGGACAUCCAGGUCGGACUCGGCCGUGGAGGAAUUCUGCUUCGUUCAAACCGACCCAGACCAGCAGCUCUUUGUGUGA
Haplochromis burtoni (Burton's mouthbrooder) is the source of this 1192-nucleotide messenger RNA. RefSeq names its product programmed cell death 2-like (gene pdcd2l). The record is from RefSeq and is a predicted model, not a curated record. NCBI's taxonomy places the organism in Eukaryota, Metazoa, Chordata, Actinopteri, Cichliformes, Cichlidae. Bases 107 to 1192 code for a protein of 361 amino acids. Gene Ontology annotation, cellular component: cytoplasm. The transcript has 2 exons.